AUGCUGUUGACCGCCUCUCGCAGUCGCCACAAUGCCGCGUUGGGGAACCCAGGAACCCACCAUCAUCACUUGAACAGUUCCUCCCAUCAUGGUUCGGAAGGGUCCGGCGAUAACAAGUAUAGCAAGCGAGUCAUGGACAAGUCCACAUCGUGUGCCGCUCGUCUGCAGUGUUGGAGCUGGAUGAUUUGUGGAAUCAUUUGUUCCUUCUUGUCCAUUGACUAUGCCAUGCGAGCAUUUGAUCCUGCCGUUACUGGUAUUGGGGGAAGCAGUAGUGCUGCAGCAGCUGUACUAGUGGAUUCCGCGGCAGAUUCCAUUUUGACUCCUCUGAUACACACCAAUUUGAUGGCCACCACUCCCACUAAAAAUAUCCGGCCCAAAUCGCUCGAUGAUGGAUAUCGCUUUGACAAUCUGGCAUACGUCAAGCCGGAUCCCAAACGACACGCCAUUUUGAUUCCGUACCGUGAUCGAUCCUUUCAUUUGGCCAUGUUUUUGGAAUACAUGGGUCCCUACUUGAAUGCCCAUUUCCCGCAUGCCCACUUUACACUCUGGGUCAUUGAACAAGACGACCAAGAACUAUUCAAUCGAGCAUGGUUGGCCAAUGUCGGACUCCGCGAAAUCGUCAAACAGGAUCCCACCACCAGUUGUGUUGUUUUUCACGACGUCGAUCUCGUACCCAACAUGACCAGUCAUGUCCCCUACACUACGUGCCAAUAUCCCACACAGUUGGGCAGUGAAUUGCAAAAUUUCAAUUGGACGGUCCCCUAUCCAGCCUAUUGUGGCGGGAUUACGUCGCUCUCGCUCAAACACUGGCAACUCAUUAAUGGAUUGGGCAAUGACUUUAUUGGAUGGGGUGGAGAAGACGACGAUCUCUAUCAUCGGUUAAGACAGAACGGGUUGCUGUAUCAACCAGAAGACAAGAAUGCCGCACCCUAUCCCCGCCGUCCUCCCAAAGGACGAGGCGUCUUUCGAACCAUUUCGCAAAAAGCAGAACAUCAUGAACAAAAGAAAACACACAGCAAUUACUGGAAGACACUGGAAUUACUCAAGGAAAUGCACGAAAACUCGGAUCGAUGGAAAUUUGAUGGUAUGAGUGAUGCUUACUAUACAAUUACCAACACCAAACAGACACAUCCCGAACUAGGCUUUGCAGUGGUCAAUCACAUCAAGGCCAUUCCUCAAAAAUUUCGAGAUGGAACCGUCAAAUACCACGAAAAUUCCGAUGGAACCACACUCGCACCGACAGAUGCUCCACUGGCACCCUUGGAAUUUGUACAUGUCCCCUACACGGGAGGACAAGCCAUUACCAAGGCAGCUGCCAAGGCCAAUAUUGUUUGGGGAGCAUGUCAUUAUGGACAAUUUGCAGAAUGGAAUUGUCCACCCGGCAUUUCUGGGGAUCAUCAGUAUGCCAACAUGCAAUUCAAGGCCAGUUAUCGACAGGCACUCAAACCAUGGUUGAUCCCAUUGAUGCGGUUUAUCGAAAAUCCACUGGAGGGAACCAAACGAUUCACGGUCGUACGACAUCCCUACAGUCGCGCCAUUUCGUUUUAUCGGUACAUGUACGAUGCCCAACAUGGAUACCCACAUGGAUUCAAGUAUCAUGAUAUGGUAGAAGAUCGCAACCAUCCACCCGAAGCCGUUGCCACGUAUUUGCGCAAACGAGAGCAUCCCCAGAAACUCAAUGAAUUCUUGCAGGAUUUCUUGAUCCGAGCGCAUCACCCGCAUCGACCCGAUGGAAUUGAGCUCAUUCCGCAAGUCAACUUUGUCUACCAUCGGGGGAUCAAGUACGUGCAUCAUGUCUUGCAUUAUGAGUUCUUGCAACGCGAUUUCAAGAACAUUUUGGAAAAGUAUCAAAUGGUGGAUGCCAUUGAUUUGCCACCACCGGAACGCAAACGCAAGCGCAAGAAACAAGUCGUCAAGAAAUACGAAGAAAAGCGCGUGCCACAACCCACAUGGAUGACGGGACAAACCUUUCUGUCGCCACUCUACAAACUACUGGGACUCCAAGACAGUCGACCCGUGUUUGUGGACAUGUCCCUCACAGAAAUAGAAGACGAGUAUCUGCUGGGAGCGCAAGAUUUAGAGGAUGUCACCAUUGCCAUGCUGAAUGCGCACUUUGAAUUGGACUUUCGAAAGUUCCACUAUGCCAAAAUCAAGGUCAAUGCGACUACGGAUGCUUUCUGGAAUCCCAUUCAAGUCAUUCCACGAGAUUCAGGAGUGGCCAAACAGCAAAACGAUCGCAAUGCCAUGCUCAACAAACAAAAAGGAGGUGGGGCAUCACCACCUGCUGAUCCGCCCAAACCAGCGCAGACUCCCAAAGAAGCCGAACGUACUGAGCAGGUGGCCAAUUUGAUCCGAACAGGGAAAAAGGAGGGAACAGGACAUCAUGAAGAGUCCAAGGAAGAAGAAGGAGCUAGUGACAAGGCCAAAAAAGGGUCCAAAAAGGGAGACGGAGAUGACUUGAAGGAACGAAAGAAGCCGAUUGAGGAGCGCCUGAAAGCCCGAAGUGAAGAUGCUUCCAUAAAGUCAGUUGCGGGCGGGGGCAGAGUGGAUAGAGAGGGCAAUCCGAAGAAAACCAAGGAAAAGCCAAAGGUUUCGAAAGCAAUGUUGAACAUGAGAGAGAUAGCCCAGAAACUGCGCGAGAAGGACAGUCCAGAGGUUUAA
This is a messenger RNA of Seminavis robusta, 2661 nucleotides long. The record is from the annotation of a GenBank genome assembly. NCBI's taxonomy places the organism in Eukaryota, Bacillariophyta, Bacillariophyceae, Naviculales, Naviculaceae.